Messenger RNA from Drosophila kikkawai, 3962 nucleotides. The record is from RefSeq and is a predicted model, not a curated record. Lineage: Eukaryota; Metazoa; Arthropoda; Insecta; Diptera; Drosophilidae.
GUACAACACGAGGGGCCGUGGAAAAAGCAGCAGCAGAAAACCAGAAGCCGCCCGUCAGCAGGAAAAUUAAAUAAUUAACAAGCAAUCAAUUGACAUUAAUUAAUUAAAUAAAUAUAUUUAAAUCACUGCUUUCAUUUGGGUCGCCUCAAAUGCAAUUCUAGUGAUCUUUUAAUUACAUAAAGUUCAAAAACAGCUGAUAGUUACAGUGUAGCGGAAACUUUUCUCGGCAAUUUUCACGCGCUAAUGAAAAUCUGCCAGAGCCAACAAAAACAACGAAAAAGAAGAAAAUCUGUAUUAAAUCAUCAAUAAAAAUAGGCAAACUAACGGUACAAUGAGCUCAGCUGUUUGAAUAAAAAACAAUAACCAAACAAAAGCAACAACAACAAGCAAGCAACACGCACCAAAUCACACAAGCAACAACAAUAGCAACAAAAUAUGUACGAAAAAACAUUAACUCAGGGAACUGCGAAAGUUAAUAAUGCAUAUGAAUGGCAAAAAGUGAGAUACAACAACAACAAUAAUAGUAGCAAGAUAACAACAACCACAGCAGCUGCAAAAUCAGUUAAAAUCAAGCAGCAGCAACAACAAAACAGCAGUGUGAAAAAUGCAACAAAAGCAAUAACAACACCAAAAACAGCAAAUACAACAUUACCGUUGCAAACAUGCAACAACAUAACCGUUAAGCCGCCAGCACAAAAUCAAAGCGUAAAAAUCAAAUUCGUUGGCAACUCGGCACGUCGGCAAACGCUGGCCCAUCAAAUAAAGCGAGCGCAUCGGCAUUUACUCACCAGCGGCGGCAACGACAAAAAACCGACGCAACAAAAGCAAAAGCAGCAGGUGUUAGCGCAACCUGGCAAAACAGUUGCCAAACCCAAGCAGAAGCAGAAACAAUUGUUGAAAAGUGAUAAGAAACCGAAUCAUCAGCAGCAGCAGAGAAAGCGUGGAACCAGGAACACUCGCCAUCCGGGCGGCCAGAGCGACGGCGCUGAAUCUGGCCUCUCCUCGCGCUGGUGCUCCAUUGAGGCGCAGCUGAACGUGCUGGACGACCUGCUCUACUACUGCGAUGAGGAGGCCCAGUUACACCUAGCCCAGCUCUACCAACAAUUCAGAAGGGGCAGCAGCAACAGGAGCUACUCCCCGGCCAGCGACUUCUGGAGCGACUCGGACAUGGACAACGACAACGAUUCGAGCACCAGUGGUACUGGCAGCCACAGCAACAACAGUCAAGGCCACAGCUUGACGCCAGCCUCGCUGAAGCGACGUGGCCACCAGCAUCAUCCGCGUUUCUCCGGCACCCGCCGUCCCAACGUACCCAAUGUUCAGGAGAUUCUGGCCGCUCUUUAUCGCGGUGACUCCAAAGGAGUGCUGUCUAAUCUUAGGGGCGAGGCGGCGCCCGUAGAGGAGGAGCAGCAACAGCAGCAGGAGAUGGCGCCCAGUAGGAGCACCUUGAGCCUGCCGCUUAGCGAAUCUGUGACAAAUUCUUUGGGCAGCAAUAGUCCCACGCCCACGGAUGAGAGUAGUGUGCAGGAUGAGAGUGCGGCAGCGAACUCAGUAGCAACGCCAGGUGUAGCCGGCGUGCCGCCUGCAGCUCCUUCGAGCACCAAGAGCAAGAAAAAGAAGCGUGAUAAGGGCGAAAAGUCUGAGAAAUCGGACAAAUCUGAGAAGAGCGAACGCAAGAAAAAAUCCUCUUCGUCGUCGGGCAAAAAGGAGCGCAGCAAACGAUCUGCAACCUCUGGUAAUCCCAUGGAGCUGAGCAGCGAUAGUCUGGCCACCGAUCUCAGUGCCGGGGCCAUUGACGAGGGCAUUGCAUUGGCCGAUGACGACGAUAACCAGGCGGCGGAGUGGUCACAACUUCGCUGCACUAGCGAAUCGUCCGAAAUCGUGGCUGAGCGUGAGGCGCGCCGGAACAAGGGUCGUUGUGCUGACUACCCCGGACUGGCAUUCGGCAGGUCCAUCUUCAGCUCCGACACCAUGAUGAAGUUCAACAUCAUCCGGAACGAGCUACACAACAUCAUGAAUACGCAGCUCAAGCGGGCCGAAUCCGAGGUUGCUGCUCUGAACCGUCGCAUCCAGUUGCUCGAAGAAGACUUGGAGCGCUCUGAGGAGCGUCUGGGCUCCGCCACAGCCAAGCUGUCGGAAGCCUCUCAGGCCGCCGAUGAGAGCGAACGGAUACGAAAAGCGCUCGAGAAUCGCACAAAUAUGGAAGACGACAAAGUAGCUCUCUUGGAGAACCAAUUAGCACAAGCAAAAUUAAUUGCAGAAGAAGCUGAUAAGAAAUACGAAGAGGUUGCCAGAAAACUCGUGCUCAUGGAACAGGAUCUGGAGCGUUCCGAGGAGAAGGUCGAGCUCAGCGAAAGCAAAAUUGUGGAGCUUGAGGAGGAGCUGCGCGUGGUUGGCAACAACCUGAAGUCCCUGGAAGUCUCUGAGGAGAAGGCCAACCAACGUGAGGAAGAGUACAAGAACCAGAUCAAGACCCUGAACACUCGUCUAAAGGAGGCUGAGGCUCGCGCUGAGUUCGCUGAACGUUCCGUUCAGAAGUUGCAGAAGGAAGUCGACAGGCUCGAAGAUGACCUGCUGAACGAGCGGGGCAAGAACAAGCUGCUGCAGGAGGAAAUGGAGGCCACCUUACAAGACAUACAGAACAUGUAAACAUCGUAAUUUGCGCCUAUGUAAAUGAACUCUAAACUGCCUGCUUUGACGUCAAAACAAACAAGAAACGCACACAAAACUGGCGCUUUCCAUAAUUAAAUAUACUAGAGAACCCCCCCCCACACACACAUCUAUUUUCAAACAUGCCCACCCUACACCCACAACACACACAAUACAACACCCAAGGACGCCAGGUGUCUUCCAAGCGGAUGCGGAAGCGACGCCAUCAACGGGGGAGAGUUGAGUUAAUCAGAAGAAAAAUAGCGUUAAACAAAAACACUCUAAACAUAAAAACUAAAAGACAAAAGCAGAUGACGAUGAUGGAAAGGCAGAAAAGAAAAGAAAACUAAAGCAAGACAUUCUCGUAGCAAGCGCAUUCCAAUUAACGUUUACCUUUGACUUUGAUCUGCGAUUUCGAUUUCCAUUGACUUGGCAUUUAGCGCCAUUUUUUAUUAAACUUUUAACUGUUGCAAUACAAUUUUCGUUGAAUCAAAACAAAGCAAAACAAAAGAAACUUUAAUUAUUCCAUUUACUUAUACUCUUUGCUUUUGCUACCCCAAAACCUUGUUUUGUUUUAACUUUUUAUAACUUAUAUAAAUUUUAAAUUAUAAAUUAUACCUUGUAUACUUGUGUAUUUUUGUAUUCUUGACGAGAUGAUGACAAAACAAACUUGGACAACACAAGUGCCGCCUUCUUCUUAGUAGUUUACGUGUAUUAAAUAUAGAGAGAGACAAACAAAACAAAACCAAUCGCUGUUAUUUAUAUUUAAAGAGUAAAAAUUCUAUGCUAAACAACCUGUACUCUUUGUCGCCAGCUUAACUGUAUUAAUAAUAUGCUAAUGUUUACCUUGUUUAUACAUUAUUUAAACAAAUUGUCGUCGUGUUUGCAAAACGUUGUGUAAUAUUUGCCUACUUUUAAGUUGCCGCCACACAAACAUACACUCUACCCACACGCCCACACCUCUUUCGACGGAGAUUCUCAGAAACAACAAGAGCGCACAUCAUUCCAAUUGAGCGAUUAAAGCCAGCUUUUAUUUGAAAAAUAAAAACGAAACCCUAUUCCCACACUCUUUAACUAAUCCCGCUUUCGAUACCGAAAAAGAAAAGCCACCCAAUAACAAUAAAUAUAGAGGAGAAGAAUGCUGCAACACAAGAAAUGGCAUUGAAAAUUCGAUUUGAAAUUCGAUCUAUUUACGAUUUACAUAAAUUAAUUAUUUAUACUUUAAUAUAUUACCUAUACAUACCAUACUAUAUACAAUACAUACAACCAUGCUGCUGCAAUUUGCACAAAUAAAGUAUUUUUUCCGAAAAAAA